AUGGUUACACGCAUCACCAACGACGCCGCAAGAACGAGUUCUGUCUUGGUUAAUUACAUCGCAAAUUUUGAUCGAACCCCUCGGCCUUUUCGCUUAGAUGCCUGGAAGCUAGCCUAUUGCGACGUAUAUCAUGUUGAUGUCGAAGGAGGGAGUGCUACACUACAGGAAAUCUACGAAGAACGCAUUCGAGAAGAAGAACUCCAAACCCCUGCUGCUCGAGCCAGAGAGCUUGUGCGGUAUAAUGAACUUGGGAAAGCUCGGAGGAAUGCUAAAUGGAUGAUUCCUGCUAUUGAACGUUUUUCAGAUGAGGCACAAGCACAGGUGGAUCAGGAACGGAGGCAAUCCUUGGAACCCUUCUUACAAUUUAGCCAAGAUGAGGAAAUGAGGAAACUCAUUUUGGCACCGCAGGGAUACCACAAGACCCUAGAAAGAAUCUGGAAGUGGGUAUCGCCGACGCCGCCAGCUUGGAUACAGAAGACCCUUGAGGCUCAAGAACAGUUUGGUUUUAUCUAUUACAUGUCCAGAGAGGUCGAACAGAAGCACGGCUAUAACUGGCACUCAGUCUGGAGUGGCAUUAACUGUCACGAUCUGCCAGACAGGGUAACCAGGUACAGCAUCCAUUGCCAAGGCCCUGGCAACUCGAAUGCGCUGCUUCGACUGGAAACUGAGAAGUGGCCUACGUUUUAUCCCAACGAGAGCAUGGCAGAAGAUGACGACUUGCGAAAACACUUCAGAGGAUACAGGGAAGAGAAUGAAAAUCUUUUAUCUGCUGGAAUUCUACGGAAUACCUUUAUCGUCGUUCCUAUUGAAUUAACUUCAGAGGAAAAUCGCCAACGUCCAGAAGAUGAGCUUCUUGAUCCUUACUGGGUUUGGGCAUAUGAUGCAGACUGGGACAGUUCGGAAGAAGAGACUGUGUUCAACGGGGAGAGAUACCAAGGGCGUGUCAAGGUGGCCAUUUGGUCGUCUGCGAUAGAAGAUGGUCGCUCAAGGCUGGAAAGCCUCGAGCAGCAGCUCCAGCCCUCGACUCACCGAAAGGUAAUGAGCCGGUUUGGUGCGCGUGCAUUCAAGUGGCCCUUUGAAUGUAAAGAGGUCGAGGGAACCAUUCAAAAUCUUGUGCGUUGCAGAGAGAAUAUUUCUUUGGCGUUGAACAUUGACCAGACUGUAAUCCUUCAGAACGUCGAUGAACGAACGACUCUCAGUCAACUGCCGGCCGCAGAUGGAGCUUCAUUCGACUCCCGUGCCGAAGAACACAACCCAACAUGCUUACCCGACACUCGUGAGGAGUUGCUUGGAGAAAUCGACCACUGGAUAAAUGACCCUAAGUCAAAGACAAUAUUCUGGUUAAAUGGUAAGGCCGGAACGGGAAAAUCGACCAUUUCGCGGACUGUCGCCUGGUCGCGAUCCAGGCAGGGCGAUCUCGGUGCGAGCUUCUUUUUCAAGAGAGGUGAGGUCGAUCGAGGGAACUUGUCCAAGUUCGUGUCCAUGGUGGCCCGUCGACUGGCUUGGAGCACGCCGGCGGUUGCGCCGUUCAUCAAGAGUGCCGUCAAUGCUGAUCCAGAGAUUGCUGACAAGGCUGUCCGGGAGCAGUUUAAGAAGCUUAUUCAAGAGCCGCUGUCAAAAACGACGGUAACGUCAUUAUCUCGGCCGUUGGUUGUUAUUGUUGUUGAUGCACUGGAUGAGUGCGAGAAGGAUGAUGACAUCAAGCUUUUUCUCCAACUUUUCUCCAACUUACGCUCCGCGGGUCCUUUACGUGUUCGGGUGCUCGUUACUAGUAGACCCGAGCUUCCUGUACGUCUUGGCUUUUCCUCUAUCGGUAAUGCCCAUCAAGAUUUGAUACUGCACAAAAUCCCGCUGCCGAUCAUUGAGCACGAUAUAUCUGUCUUUCUUCGGCACGAGUUCGCCAACAUUCGCAACAGCUUCAAUAAAAACGCAGUAGAAGAGCUGAAACUACCAAUGGACUGGCCUGGGGAAGCCAAUCUCGGGAAGCUGACCACGGCGGCGGCGCCUCUCUUUAUCUUCGCCGCAACUCUUUGCCGAUUCAUCAACGACUCAUAUCUCGGCAGUCCUGAUGAGCUUCUACAGAGUGUGCUCAGCGUCGCAGGUACUGGUCAAGGCUCGAAGCUCGACAUGACAUAUUCUCCAGUUUUGAGGCAGCAAGUACUUAAUCGGUCAGGAAGCGAGAGAUUGGAUAUCAUCGAGAGCUUUCGUCUUAUUGUUGGCACCAUUGUCACCCUGGCUAACCCAUUGUCUAUGCGCGCUCUUGCGCUACUUCUGGAUAUUCAAGUCAGUAAGGUAACCACUAGGCUAAGUGCGUUGCAUUCGGUUUUGGAUAUCCCGGAAACUCUUGAUACGCCAGUGCGACUGCUCCAUUUAUCGUUCCGGGAGUAUCUCGUAGGCCUGGAAAAAAGAGAGUUGGCCGAGUUCCGAGUAGAAGAAAGACAUACUCACAAAAGCUUAGCGAAACACUGCUUGCGCAUUAUGCGCGGCGGUCUGCGGAAGAACGCAUGCGUCGAUCUUCAUUGGACUUUGGGCGAAGAAAUUAUUCCAUUAGAUGGUUAUGUAUAUGUUUCAUCCUUUGCGACCGAUGGACGUGGCAUUAUCACAGGUGGUGGCGUAUUUGCUCUAUCAGACGUCUCACAACCUCAUGCAGAGCCUGCUAUGCUGCGGCAAUCCUCGGAGGCGUCGAUACUCACCUGCAUAGACGGCACCUGGAUCACAGCGGCAGGGGAAGACUUGCUCUGGCUGCCUCCUGAAUGCCGCAAUGGAGAAGUCACUGUUUCGGGAAGCACAGUUGCCAUAGGUUGCCGAUCAGGAAGAGUGUUAGUGUUAGGGAUUUCUAUGUCAGAGGUGGAGCAGUGGACGGAUACAUGA
Molecule: messenger RNA, 2871 nt
Organism: Fusarium venenatum
Lineage: Eukaryota; Fungi; Ascomycota; Sordariomycetes; Hypocreales; Nectriaceae
Source: RefSeq, a predicted model, not a curated record